AGAAAACCCUAAAACGCAAGAGAGAGAGACAGAGAGAGUGAAAGAGGUAGCAAGUGUAGUAGCUAUGGCCAAUUCCAGUGUUAUGAAGAUUGUGUGCCUUGUUAUGGCCUGCAUGGUUGUGGCUGCACCACAUGCUGUAGAUGCUGCCAUCACAUGCGGGCAGGUGGUGUCUGAUUUGGCACCAUGCCUCAACUAUCUGCGCUCAGGCGGCUCGGUGACUGCGGGUUGCUGCAGUGCCGUGAGGUCACUCAACUCUUCCGCUAAAACCACUCCUGAUCGUCAAACCGCUUGUGGGUGUCUCAAGAACGCCUACAGUAGCAUUCCCGGUAUCAACGCCGGCUAUGCUAGUGGACUUCCUGGCAAAUGUGGUGUCAACCUUCCCUACAAGAUCAGCCCCUCCAUCGACUGCUCCACGGUGAGGUAAGGUGAGGUUGAUGUGUGAGGAGGGCUUU
Molecule: messenger RNA, 452 nt
Organism: Telopea speciosissima
Lineage: Eukaryota; Viridiplantae; Streptophyta; Magnoliopsida; Proteales; Proteaceae
Product: non-specific lipid-transfer protein 1-like
Exons: 2
Coding region: 65-424 (119 amino acids)
Biological process (GO): lipid transport
Cellular component (GO): membrane
Molecular function (GO): lipid binding
Source: RefSeq, a predicted model, not a curated record